AUCGUGAGCACGCACGGAUACUCCUUGAAUCAGAUCAUUCUGUGGAAAUACCCGAGUAUGGCCAAGGUUGCCACUCUCACGGGGCAUACAUUUCGUGUGCUCU
Messenger RNA from Nannochloropsis gaditana CCMP526, 103 nucleotides. Its product is annotated as cell cycle switch protein. Gene Ontology annotation, biological process: anaphase-promoting complex-dependent catabolic process; positive regulation of anaphase-promoting complex-dependent catabolic process; positive regulation of ubiquitin protein ligase activity. Gene Ontology annotation, molecular function: ubiquitin ligase activator activity; protein binding; anaphase-promoting complex binding. The record is from RefSeq and is a predicted model, not a curated record. The annotation marks the transcript as partial. The transcript has a single exon. Gene Ontology annotation, cellular component: anaphase-promoting complex.